Messenger RNA from Thlaspi arvense, 1161 nucleotides. The record is from the annotation of a GenBank genome assembly. NCBI's taxonomy places the organism in Eukaryota, Viridiplantae, Streptophyta, Magnoliopsida, Brassicales, Brassicaceae.
AUGCAUUCAGAGAAGAUGUGUAGUGAAUUGGAACUGAAGACGAGCACGACCGAGACGGAGGUGUGUGGGUUCUCGUCGUUGCCAGAUGAGCUGGUCGUGAACAUCCUGGCCAAUGUGUCGAGAUUAGACCUCAUGGCCUUAGGUAUCGUCUCGAGGAGACAACGGUAUGCCGCAGCGACCCCUGCUCUCAGGGACUUGAGAUAUCUGGUGGGUACCUGCGACCCAUAUCUGUACGUGUUUAUGCACCUGUACCCAGAUCCAAUCCCACGGUGGUUCAUCCUCCACCCCAUGCAACGUCGGCUGAAACCGGUCCACUCGAGCUUGGUUCCGGUCCCGGAAGCAGGAUCCUGUUUCGUGUUUACGGACUGGGGGAUCUGUUCUAUGGGUGGACUCGUGGACGGCAAACCCACAUCGGAAGUCUGGUUUUUCGACUGUAUCGACCACACGUUGUACCCCGUUUCGCCCAUGAAGAUGGCUCGAUCCGGUGCAUCGGCGAGCCUUGUUGACGGGAAGAUAUACGUGUUUGGAGGGUGCGGGGACGAUGUCGCCGAUUCCUCAAACUGGGCUGAGGUGUUUGAUUUCGAGACCGAAACUUGGGAGUUGCUGUCUGUGUCUACGUCCAAGACGCCCCUCAAGAUCCAGCAAAGCGUGGUGGUGAUGGAGGAGGAGGAGGAGCAGGUUUACGCUGUGGAUGAGGAUGGUCAGUUCUUUUCCUUCUCACCGAGUAAACGCAUGUUUGUGGCGGACGGAGAAACAGAGUCGAACCCGGAGUACAGAAACCACUGGCUUUACUUUGAUCAGGUAUUGUUCUGCCGUGGUACCGGCGGGAGGAUACUGUGGCGUUUGCCAUGUGAGUUGGAUUGGAAGGAAGUGAAGGGCUUGGAGGAGCUGCAGCAGCGACACUCUGGUUAUGAUAUCAUCAAACUCUGCAUCUACUCUGCUGAGAGGAUCGUCAUCUUCUGGAAAGCCCUGCCUCAUCAGACUUCUGGAAAGACCUUAACUUGUUAUAUGCUGCUCCUGUCUAUGCCUGAAUAUUCUCAAUCAUUGUUUUUAGGUAUAUUUUGUGCGUGUGAUUUAUAUAAUUUGCAAUUGAGUCGGAAGUAUUUACGAUUAUACAACAUUACAAAUGAUUUUUUAAUCCUCUAUGCCAAGACCAUAUGA